CGGAGAAGAAAGCGGAACAGAGGAAAAAUGGAAGGAAUGAAACUACUUUCCCUUCUCUUCCUUUGCCUUUUCCUUUUCCUUCUCUCACCAUUCUCUUCUUCUGCUUUUAUCCUAAACGACAGUCGUUUUGGGAGGUCGAGCUUCCCCUCUGUGCAUGCCGAUAAGCUCAUCAGGGACCUCAACCUCUUCCCCAAGGACGUCAACGUCAUCGACGCUCGUGAUGCGCCGGCGGAGGAGGGACCGAGGAUUGUUGAGAAAAGGUUCAGGUUUCCUAAUUUGAUAGGCAACGGAGGUGUCACCGUCGAUGAUUUGGGCCACCACGCCGGUUAUUACAAGCUCCCCAAAUCUCAUGAUGCAAGGAUAUUUUACUUCUUCUUUGAAUCACGCCACAACAAGGAGGAUCCUGUUGUAAUCUGGUUGACUGGAGGGCCAGGAUGUAGUAGUGAGUUGGCUAUGUUUUAUGAAAAUGGUCCUUUCAGUAUUGCAAGCAACAUGUCUCUUCUGUGGAAUGAGUAUGGAUGGGACAAGGCAUCAAACCUUUUGUAUGUUGACCAACCUGUUGGAACUGGUUUUAGUUAUACCACAGAUCGUCGUGAUAUUCGUCACAAUGAAGAUGGAGUUAGCAAUGACCUAUAUGACUUCUUACAGGUAUUCUUUGCAGAGCAUCCUCAGUUUACUAAGAAUGACUUCUACAUUACUGGAGAAUCUUAUGCUGGACAUUACAUUCCUGCUCUUGCUGCUCGAGUCCACCAAGGAAACAAAGCUAAGGAGGGAAUUCAUAUAAAUCUAAAGGGAUUUGCCAUUGGAAAUGGUCUUACUGAUCCUGCAAUUCAAUACCAAGCAUAUACUGACUAUGCAUUGGAAAUGGGAUUGAUUACAAAAUCUGAAUACAAUCGUAUCAACAAGGUGAUUCCAGUGUGUGAAAUGGCAAUAAAGCUUUGCGGCACUGAUGGUACAAUUUCUUGUAUAUCUUCAUAUUUUGUUUGCAAUACCAUAUUCAAUAGCAUCCUGGCACAUGCUGGCGGUAUCAAUUAUUAUGAUAUCAGAAAGAAAUGUGAAGGGAACCUUUGCUAUGAUUUCUCAAACAUGGAGAAGUUUCUGAACCUAAAAUCUGUUAGGGAUGCGCUAGCUGUUGGGGAUAUUGAGUUCGUCUCCUGUAGUCCGACAGUUUAUCAGGCCAUGCUGGUGGACUGGAUGAGGAAUCUUGAAGUUGGCAUUCCUGCUCUCCUUGAGGAUGGAAUCAAGUUGCUUGUGUAUGCCGGUGAAUAUGAUCUAAUCUGCAAUUGGCUUGGUAAUUCGAGAUGGGUUCAUGUGAUGGAGUGGUCUGGUCAGAAGCAAUUUGUAGCAUCUCCAGAAGUGCUAUUUGAAGUUGAUGGUUCAGAAGCCGGGCUAUUGAAAACCUAUGGCCCUCUCGGUUUCCUCAAGGUCCACGAUGCGGGUCACAUGGUUCCAAUGGAUCAACCUAAAGCUGCCUUAGAGAUGGUGACAAGGUGGAUGAAGGGCAGCCUGUCUGAAACUGCAGGAGAACCAGAAAAAUUGGUUGCUGAGAUGUAAUCGUCUUUAUUACCCUUAAGUCAGAAUAUCACAUGUUUUUCAGUUGAACAUGUAAAUAUUUGCUUAAAGGUCUCAUGUGAAACUGGAGAACACUGUAGCUUGGUGCUUUUCAACAUUUAGUAAAUCAAUUUAUAUAAUUACCCUCUUGACAUCCUCUAAAA
Molecule: messenger RNA, 1715 nt
Organism: Carica papaya (papaya)
Lineage: Eukaryota; Viridiplantae; Streptophyta; Magnoliopsida; Brassicales; Caricaceae
Gene: SCPL49
Product: SERINE CARBOXYPEPTIDASE-LIKE 49
Biological process (GO): proteolysis
Cellular component (GO): vacuole
Molecular function (GO): serine-type carboxypeptidase activity
Source: RefSeq, a predicted model, not a curated record